AGUUUUCGCUCUCAACCGUCGCCUCACACCUAAAAUUCAAAAUGGCAUCACUAACAGAUACCCGCACAGAAUUGGCUGAAUUAGUGAAGCGACGAGCAGAGAUCGCUGACACAUUGGCAAAUCUUGAAAGACAGAUUUAUGCAUUUGAAGGCAGCUACUUAGAAGACACGCAGCAAUAUGGCAACAUUAUAAGAGGCUGGGACAGGUACCUUACAAACACUAAAAACUUUCUUGAUUUCAGAAACACCAACAGCAAACAAGACAAAAGAAACAGAAAGUUCAAAGAUGCUGACAGAUUAUUUUCUAAAUCAUCUGUUACAUCUGCGGCAGCUGUGAGCGGCGUUUUAGAACUAAUUGAAAAACGGGAACCUCCUAGUCCGACUGAAAACUUGUCGCCUGGAACUCCACAAAAUGGCCAGAAUGGUACAUCACAGAGCCAGAAUCAAGCACCGGGCCAACCAGGCAAUCACCACAGUAAUAACGGCAAUAGCAGCAGCAGCACGACCAGCAGUAAUCAUAUUCCAAUGAAUAAUUCCUCAGGAAAGGUGCAGAAAAGUUCAGCCAAACAUAAGAAGAGUAAAAAUAGGAAUAGGCACAGGGUUGAAGUCAAACUGAAGAAGGGGAAAGACGUAAGUAAAGGACUUCUGAGGUAGAAUCUUGGAUGGAAUUCACCACUUUCAGUUACGUAAUAUGUUACGAGGAUUAUUCGGAGAUGGCGCAUUGCAGGAGAAGGAAUCUUUCGUUGAUAGACUGGUCAGACAAACUCAGCCGUAUUCGCCUGUGUGAGCAUCGGUGGGUACUGAUCAGAUUCAAGGCUCCAUUGGAAACUCUUCAGUUGGAAAACAGUGCAUUGUGCAACAUGACAAUUUUGUAGCAUCCAUAUGUUAUGACGAUUGUGUCAAAUAUCUUCUAUGUUUUGUUGACAUAUUCAUGUGUAUCAUGUAAACUCUCAGUCUGGAUGCAUAAAACUCAUUCAAAAAUGCAUGGCAUGUGUAUGCAAUUAUGCUUCUAGGACAUGUAUGAUAUUGUACAGUUGAUUGUAUGAAAUAAAUAUAAUUUCGU
Lineus longissimus is the source of this 1062-nucleotide messenger RNA. Its product is annotated as chromatin modification-related protein MEAF6-like. NCBI's taxonomy places the organism in Eukaryota, Metazoa, Nemertea, Pilidiophora, Heteronemertea, Lineidae. The record is from RefSeq and is a predicted model, not a curated record. The transcript has 7 exons. Bases 42 to 653 code for a protein of 203 amino acids. Gene Ontology annotation, cellular component: NuA4 histone acetyltransferase complex.